This is a messenger RNA of Erinaceus europaeus (western European hedgehog), 1203 nucleotides long. RefSeq names its product fumarylacetoacetate hydrolase domain containing 1 (gene FAHD1). The transcript has a single exon. The record is from RefSeq and is a predicted model, not a curated record. Gene Ontology annotation, molecular function: acetylpyruvate hydrolase activity. Gene Ontology annotation, cellular component: mitochondrion. NCBI's taxonomy places the organism in Eukaryota, Metazoa, Chordata, Mammalia, Eulipotyphla, Erinaceidae. The coding region runs from base 58 to 723 and encodes 221 amino acids.
AGGGGCAGGUCGUCCGGCCCCCUCGCCGUCUGCGACCCGAGGACGUCCGGCCGAACCAUGGCGGCCCCGCAGCCGCUGUCGCGCUUCUGGGAGUGGGGCAAGAACAUUGUGUGCGUGGGCCGGAACUACGCCGACCAUGCCCGCGAGAUGCGCAGCGCGCUGCCUCGCGAGCCGCUCCUCUUCCUGAAGCCGUCGAGCGCCUACGCCCCCGACGGUGCGCCCGCGCUGCUGCCCGCCUACAGCCGCGAGCUGCACCACGAGCUGGAGCUCGGCGUGGUGCUGGGCCGCCGCGCGCGCGCCGUGCCCGAGGCCGCCGCCAUGGACUGCGUGGCCGGCUACGCGCUCUGCCUGGACAUGACGGCCCGCGACGUGCAGGCCGAGUGCAAGCGGCAGGGCCUGCCCUGGACCCUGGCCAAGGCCUUCACGGCCUCCUGCCCCGUCAGCGCCUUCGUGCCCCGAGACCGGGUCCCCGACCCGCACCGCCUGAAGCUCUGGCUCAGGGUCAACGGCGAGCUGCGGCAGGAGGGCGACACGUCGGCCAUGAUCUUCUCCAUCCCCUACAUCAUCAGCUACAUCUCCGGGAUCAUGACCUUGGAGGAGGGAGACCUGAUCCUGACCGGGACGCCGAAGGGCGUCGGGCCCGUCCAGGAGAACGACGAGAUGGAGGCGGGCAUCAAGGGGCUGGUGAGCAUGCGCUGCAGGGUGGAGAGGGCCCGGCUCUGAGCCCGGGGGCUGGAUCGCGGCGCUGCGACCCACUGACCCUCCAAGCAACGCGCUGCAAAGAGCCUUCUCGGAAGACCUGGGCAGAACUUACCAAGCCUGACGCUCCGAUCACCUCUUUCCGGAAGCUGGACUUUUCAGCGGGUCAUUCUGCCAUCAGAACAAGGUUAAAUCUGCAAAGGGGGCUGAAAAGUAUUUUUCACAUCAGUGCUCCCCAGAUUUCUUUGAUGCUGAUAAUCAUCUGGUGGGUGGUAACGGAAAUAUUUCCAAAUUACUGGCCUACAAUCAGGUCCAUCGUGUUGCUGGCAGAAUUCAUCUCCAGCAUGCCAAGUGACCCUGAACACGCCACGUAAUCAGCUAAUAUAAUUCAUGUUUGAUAAGUAAACACUUCAAAUGCUCAGGGCAUGUUCCCUGGCCCUCAGAUUCUGUUUGAAAGAUAAGUUUGAAAGGGUAAUUUUCCAAAUAAAGAUGUUGUCAUCUGUG